AUGCCACAAUCAACAGCUGCUGAGGGCAAUGUCCGCCCCAAGCCUCCUCGACGCUUUUCUUCACAUAUGCGCCAGCACCGUGGCUCACCAGCGGCAACAAGCUACGGUACCUUUGGAACUAUUGGCCAUAACCUGACAUCGACAGGCAGAACGAAUGCCGAGAUUGAUACUCUUCUUGAACAGAUACACGAAGAAGAUGAACAUGCAGAUUCUGACGGUCUCUACCCACCAAAUUGUAGCUGGACAGCAGAUGGACGAAGGCCAGUUGGAACCGAUCUGUUCAACCACGACGAAUGGCCAGUGUACAAGAACAUUCACGGAGUACGCCAUGAGAUUAUUAACAGUAUCGAUGACCCCUACUCGCUUGAACAGCUGAAGGCACCCCGAAUGAAUAUUAGUGUUGUACGCCCACUCGUCGACCAAUUUUAUGAGAGUCAAGAUCUCAGUAUUGUCUAUUGUCUACUUGUCAACCGCUUCCAAUUCUUUCGCGAACAGUCCUUUGCGGCACACCAUCAGACUGUCAACCUGACACGAGCACUUCUCUGUGAGAUUGUGGCAGAGAAGGUCUUGCGACGGUACAAUGAGCGUAAUCCUGGACCAAAAGGCCUCCUGAAACUUGCGAACAUUCUGGUUGCUGCAUUCGAACCAUUUCAAAAUGCUCCUGACGAUGUUGUUAAGAACAAUUAUCACGUUAUGCACUACAUGCGAAAGAAGGGUGGCAAGAUGGAAAAGGGCAUGACUGCCUUGGAGGUCGCGAUUAUCAGUGAAAGCAAAUCCUUCCUCGCCAGUAGCGCUUGCCAGAAAGUGGUCGAUGCUAUUUACCGAGGCAAGAUAGUCUAUACUCCUAACAGCUUUUUGGACAUUCUGCCGGAUUACUGGAAGAAAAGGCCUGUAUCCUUGUAUGACCCUCGGCGUGGUCCUUUACUCAACCAGUAUCGCUUGGCGGUUCCGAGGACGAGGAGUGUGAUUGAAAUAAGCCAGUAUUUCAUUCUUCUUGUCCUCUACCUUCUCGUUAUGGAAAGCCGAGAAUCCCGUCAGACGACGACUUAUAGGCCGUUGGAGAUGGUCUUCGACGUAUAUACUUGGGGCUGGGUACUAGACCAAGUUGCUUCUAUGCUUGAACAUGGCUGGUCAGUCUAUACACAAAAUCUGUGGUCAUUUCUUGACGUUAUGUUCUGUGCGAUCUUUGUGUUCUAUUUCUGGGUUCGCAUGUACGCACUAGGUCACGACGACUUGGAGCAGGCUCAAGACUGGGCACGGUUGGCUUUAGAUGCUCUGAGCUGUGCUGCACCAAUCCUUAUACCACGACUUGCAUUCAAUCUGUUAUCAGACAAUUUGGUAUUCUUGUGCCUAAGAGACAUGCUCGCAAAUUUUGUCACCUUGGUCUUCAUGGCCUCCUGGUGCUUUGUUGGGUUCUUGCUGUCCUUGAAAUGGAUCCAUAACGGCCUCCAUGAACCAGUGACGAUCGGAAAAUGGAUGAUCUGGAUUUGGUUCGGUCUGGAUGGUACUGGAAUACAGAAAAGCCCCAGCUUUCACUGGUUCUUGGGGCCUAUGAUCAUGAUUCUGUUCGCCUUUUUGGGUAACACUUUGUUCGUUACAAUCUUGGUGUCCAUGCUGUCAAAUACAUUCAGCAAAAUAUCGGCGAACGCUGUGCAGGAGAUGCAGUAUAGACGGGCUGUGUUGACUUUCGAAGGAGUCAAGGCUGAUGCACUCUUCUCCUAUAUGCCACCUCUGAACCUCUUCGCACUACUCUUCAUCCUUCCCCUCAAAUUUGUUCUAACCCCCAGAUGGUUCCACAAGGUCAACGUCUUUUGUGUGAAGAUAUUCAAUGCGCCUCUGCUGAUCCUCAUCAGCCUCUAUGAGAGACGCGUCUUGUGGGUAUCGAGCAAGUAUAAACGAAUGAGAGCACGGGAUAUAGAUUGGAACAGCCCUGAUGGACCACAUACAAAGCUUGGCUGGUUGUCUAGGAACAUCAAGUACUACAGCCUUUCACGCUUCAGUGCGCACGGUGAUCUAGAGGCUGUCUUUGACGAAGUGCCUGCACAGACUGCGCAAGAUGCAGAACAUGAAGAAGGUAUUGGUAGAUCCCUAAGAGAAGGAUUUGUCAAGCAGUUUGACCAGAAGAAGAGAUCUGAGAAUCUGAAACGAAGCUUAAUGAGCACAAUCUCUUCGUCUCUGAAGAAAGAGUUCAAUACUGAUUCUGAUGACGGAGAUGAUGAGGAUGAAGCACCAAAAGGCUAUUCGAAAGUGAAAAGAAAUGCAAGGAAAGACUCAUUAAUGGACUUCAACGAGAACAAUACAAGUAUGACCGAGGCCAAUGCACGGCUGCAUUCGCUGGAGGAAAGCAUGGUGAGAAUCGAGGCGCUUCUGUUGCAGCUGACGAACGGUGAGGCGAGCGAUGAGCCUAUUGGCGAGGAUGAUGCGCCAGAAGUUGACGACGCACCUCCUGGUGCUGCAGAUUAA
Lithohypha guttulata is the source of this 2463-nucleotide messenger RNA. RefSeq lists its product as uncharacterized. The transcript is spliced from 2 exons. NCBI's taxonomy places the organism in Eukaryota, Fungi, Ascomycota, Eurotiomycetes, Chaetothyriales, Trichomeriaceae. Bases 1 to 2463 code for a protein of 820 amino acids. The record is from RefSeq and is a predicted model, not a curated record.